GUUAUAAAUCAGAUUAGUUUCAAAUCUAUUAAAUGCUGUUUUUUUUGACGUUUGUGACCUUGUGUCAUUAUUUUAUUCAUAAUUUAAUCAUAAAGUAGUGUUUUUGUAGGUAUACGAGUUUUAAAUGAGAUAUAUAUAAAAGAAGUGUGAAUAUAUUGUGAUAAGAGUUAAUUAUCGUAACAUACAAAUUUAGUAUAACCUAAUGGCAUCUUCACAAGACGCCUGGUAUUUGUCUCUCCUAGGAUUAGCUGAAUAUUUUAGGACUUCCAGUCCUCCUAUGAUAAAAUGUUGUGUCCAGUGCUUACAGGCAGUUUUUACAUUUAAACCGCCUCCAAGAGUAGAAGCAAGAACUCAUUUGCAACUGGGAAAUAUCUUAUUAACUCACACGAAAAAUACUGAUUUAGCUAAGAACCAUUUAGAACAAGCAUGGUUAUUAUCACAAAUUAUAAAUUCCUUUGAUGAUGUAAAAUUUGAGGCAGCAAGUGUUUUGGCUGAACUUUAUGAACAACAAAAACAGCCAGCACUUUCUAAGCCAAUUUUGAGAAAAGCAAUUGAACUCUCUCAACAUAAUGUAUACUGGCAUUGCCGGUUAAUAUUUCAGUUAGCACAAAUACACGCAGCUGAAAAGGAUUAUCAGCUUGCCAGCAGUUUACUUGGAGUUGGUGUAGAUUAUGCUCAUAUCUCAAAUGCAUAUUAUACCAGGGUUUUGUUUCUUUUAAGUAAGGGAAUGCUUCUUCUAAUUGAUAAAAAAUUACAAGAAGUUCAAACUGUCUUAAACCAAGCAGGACAUUUAGUAGAGACAUGGACUGGAACCAUGUAUCAAAAAGAAUAUUUGAAAGUCUAUUUUUUGGUACUGCAGGUAUGUCACCAUUUAAUGGCCGGACAAGUUAAAAGUGUAAAACCCUGUUUGAAACAGUUACAGCAGUCAAUUCAAACCAUAAUGAGUACAGAUGAUG
Messenger RNA from Agrilus planipennis (emerald ash borer), 956 nucleotides. RefSeq names its product MAU2 chromatid cohesion factor homolog. The record is from RefSeq and is a predicted model, not a curated record. Gene Ontology annotation, cellular component: SMC loading complex; chromatin. Gene Ontology annotation, molecular function: double-stranded DNA binding; protein binding. The annotation marks the transcript as partial. The transcript is spliced from 5 exons. Gene Ontology annotation, biological process: mitotic sister chromatid cohesion; maintenance of mitotic sister chromatid cohesion. Lineage: Eukaryota; Metazoa; Arthropoda; Insecta; Coleoptera; Buprestidae.